GAUGAGUACAAACACCUCCGUGGUGACUGAAUUCAUUCUUAUUGGCUUCUCCCACCUGGCCGGGCUCCAGAGCUUGAUCUUCUCUUUCUUUCUCACUGUCUACCUGCUCAUGGUGGCUGGCAACCUCCUCACUGUGGUGCUGGUCUCAGCUGACGCUGCCCUCCAGACCCCCAUGUACUUCUUCCUUCGAAUCCUCUCAGCCCUGGAGAUUGGCUACACGUCCGUCACCAACCCCCUACUGCUUCACCACCUCCUCACGGGUCAGCGCCACACCCCUCGCUCUGGCUGUGCUCUCCAGACCACGGAGUGUUGCCUCCUGGCAGCCAUGGCCUAUGACCGCUGUGCAGCCAUCUGCAAAUUCCUUCGCUUCCCCCUGCUGCUGAGCUAUCCGUGCCUGUGUCUAGCUGGGUCAGCGUGGGCAAUGGUGGGCCUGGGCCACACCUCCUUCAUCUUCUCCUUGCCCUUCUGUGGCCCCAAUGCCAUCCCACACUUCCUCUGUGAGAUCCAGGCUGUCCUGAAGCUGGUAUGAGGGGACACCUCACUCAAUGAACUGCAGAUUAUCCUGGCCACUGCUUUCCUCAUCCUCUGCCCCUUUGGCCUCAUCCUGGGCUCCUAUGGGAGUAUCCUGGCUGGCCGCCCCAAAGCCUUCUCCACCAGCUCCUCCCACCGUGUGGUCUCCCUCUUCUAUAGCACUGCGAUCUUUAUCUACAUCCGCCCUAAGGCCAGCUAUGAUCCUGUCACUGACCCUCUUGUCUCCCUCUUCUAUGCUGUAGUCACCCCCAUCCUCAAUCCCAUCAUCUAUAGCCUCCAGAACACUGACGUCAAGGCUGCUCUAAAGAGAACCAUCCAGAAAAUGGGGCUGGCAGAGGUUUGA
Messenger RNA from Balaenoptera ricei (Rice's whale), 874 nucleotides. RefSeq names its product olfactory receptor 10C1. Gene Ontology annotation, biological process: G protein-coupled receptor signaling pathway. Gene Ontology annotation, cellular component: membrane. Gene Ontology annotation, molecular function: G protein-coupled receptor activity; olfactory receptor activity. The record is from RefSeq and is a predicted model, not a curated record. Lineage: Eukaryota; Metazoa; Chordata; Mammalia; Artiodactyla; Balaenopteridae.